UGCCUCAGUGGUUCCCAGCAGACCGAAGGCUUCCAUAUGGGUGAGUUUUUCCUGUAAAUAACCUUUUGGGUAUUUAUAACUACUAUCUUUUCAUUAUUGUCACAGUACACACAGUUUUCCAGAAGUGAAUAAAUGGAUUAAUCUGUAUUCAAUAUUUGCUAGAAAGAUAAACAGCUGCCAGUGAGAACCUGACCAAAGAACAGACUUGAUUAAUGAGAGAGACGUUAUUUGUACCCAAGAGAGCAAUAGGCUUGUUGAUACUGUUUGUCCCAACAUACUUUUACAUUAGGGGCAGAAUAACAUCUCUGGCUUUUAUUCUGAAUUUGCUGUUCUUCUUGCAAGCUGAAUGUUCAGUACAAACUUAAGUAUCCUCUUCUAAGAUUAAAUCUUGUGCCAGAGUCCCCCCAAAAUGUCUACUUUUUAGAAACCAGUCAGUAAUGUCCCUGAUUAUAGAGGACUUUCAUCUAAAGCACAUUAAAAUCAACUAGACUUCAUUGGACUUUGAAUCAAAGGCCUAUCAAGCAACUGUCAUUUAUUCUGAAUCCUAUGCCCAGUAAGUAAAUGACCCUAACUUUCCUAAUAACUAUUUGGUGUCAGAGGUGUAAUGCUUUCACCACAGAACAAAGAAUUUCUUCUUUCAGAAGGAAAGUGUAAGCUUUGGGUUGAAGUUGAAUUAUAGCACAAUCAUAAUUUGUGCCAUUUGUUGUAAGAGGGGGGGAAAAAAAAAACACGAUUAAGCUUUUUUUUUUGCUUUUUUUUUCUCCCUCCUUUAUGUCUCCAUUUUUCUUGUUUCAAGAUUCUGUGUCCCCGCUAAGAGUUUGAACCCCAUUCAGAGCCAGUUCUGGUAAAAGGGAACAAGAAACACCAUGGAAAAAAUGCUUUGGUAAACAUUAGAUGAUAUGUGUAGAAAAAUAUGGUGUCAAUUACAGAAAAAUACACUGCAUUUUCAGAAGUCCAUACUAGAAUUUUGUUUGCCCAUUAAGCAGAAAGAAACAAGAAGCAUAAUUCCUUUAAUAUCUCAAUUUAUUCAAGUUUUAUUCAACUAGGGAAGAAAAGUCUUUGUAAAAAAUAAUGAUAAUGAUAAUUUUAAAGCCCUCUUUCCUUCCUGGCACAGGAAAUGUAAAAAUAGGAAUGGUUUAUUUCCAAUUCCUGUGAAAAGAGGUGAAAAUCUCUUUUUUUUUUUUUCUUAUACCCUCUCAUUUAGUUCUGAAAAGACAAAUAUAGUGCCCUAAUCAGUGUCAGCUAUAAAUAUGCUUAUUUGCUCUGUUUGAAGUGACAUAUAAAACACUAACGUACACAGAGAUGCUAUCUUGGUUUGCAAGAUUGCCAUCACAUGCUCCAAAACUGUGACGAAUCAAUUUGUGUGCUGUGAACCACUAUCCAUCCAUAAAACAUAUGAGCUUUCAGUGAAAUACUCGAUGACUUCUGACUACUGGAAGUCAGUUAGCGUUAUCAGUACUGCAGUGAAAAUGACUGUAAAUAUAACAUGUAACAUUAUUUUUUUUUCCCAAAAAUAAUACAGUUUUAUUAGCUAGAUGUCAAAUACAUAAUUGCUAAACACCAGCAGUAUGGAAUAUGCUCCACAGACUUCUUACUCCUUUCUUCUUUUUUUUUCAUAAAACUCCUUGUCCUGUUAGUAACAAAAACUUGAUUACUGCUUUUCUUCUAGCCCAGGUUUGUUCUGAGGUAUUGAUUCCCUGAUGCAAACUUCCCGUGCCCCACCUCUCUGUUCUCUUGGUCAUCUUACUUUUAAAUCUAUAGCUUGAAAAUGAAUAUCUUAGAUUUUCAGAUGUCCAAGAGAAGCUUCAUUUUCAGGACCAAAGAGACUUAUAAUCCAAAUAGAUAUGUCUCAAAUACUGCGCAGCUUGAACCCAUGUGUCUUAAAGCAGGAGCCUUAGAUUCUAAAAUUCUCCUUCCCCUGUAUUCAUGGACAGCUCUUCCAUUUCUCAAGAUAAAGGGGCAGGAGAGACGUUUUGGGCCUCAUAUGUGACUUGACUAUAGAAGCAGUCGGAUUUGGGGGGGCUUGAGGAAAAGAUGAAUCUCUCCCAAAUGCUAAGGCCAACUCUCCUGUCAUCUAGUGCAGGGAGAUUUCUUCCAGAAUACUUUCUCGGUUGUGUCCUGCAGCGUGUAUUCAUCUCCUUCUGCAAAUAUGAUCUACAUAAUUAGCUGGAACUGAGUCAACAGCGCCAGACUAGGGCACAGGAUACAGGAGGAUUUUAUUACGAGUUAGGUUUCCUGGAGGGAAGUCCAGUUAAAGAGGAGACUCACAUUCUCCUUAGUCUAUUGUUCAGUCCAACUUGGACCUGGCUUCUCCUGUUUAUUUAUUCAGACAGCUCACCACCUUGCAUACCAUUCCAUAUGUGUACUGUAAACACUGGCAAAUCACUGUAGUGGUAAAAAUAUGUUGCAGCUAUGACUGUCCACAUCUUCCUAAGGUCAGCUGCUAAUCGUGGUUCCUUCUGCCCUCUCUUCCCUUUUGACAGGCUAAUGCAAGUAGGUACAUGCUUGCAGUCUGUAUCCUGUGCACAAAGACUUUCAUUCCCCUGAGCGCUGAAGUAUACUGGAACUUUCAUCAGAUGAAAAAAUACCUUUCUGUCAGCAAAAUGUUUCCUUCAGGGGCAGUGGGGGUGACAGAAGAAUUCAUUGCUUAACCUUCUGUAUUUUUUGCAGAGGAAGACUUCAUUAUUUAUUUAUAUAUCUGGCUUGCUUUUAUAUUCUGUGUUGGAAAAAAGAAAAGGAAGGGGGGCUGGGGGGGAACACAAUAUGGUAUCAGAUUAUAGUUUGUUAGAAUCAGCUUAAUUGACUUUUGCACUUCAGGCUGUGAGUACAUAUUUAGCAACAGCCCAGUUAUGUCCCUAUACCUCCUCCCAGGACUAGGUGCCAUCCUUGUGGUAUGGAAUUUUCCUCAGCAAGGUACCUAUCCUUCACAGACUUUGGAUAGUGUGGAUGUGAAAAUGAAUUCAGGUAUGUUUGCUAUUGCGAAGGAGUGAUUGAAGAGCAACAGACAUUCCUUGCUAGCUUUAAUUUAGCUAAUACAGGUAAAAAUAGUGGUGGCGACCCAUUCUGGCGUAUAAUAUUUUACAUUGCCUACAAACUGAACUCAGUCUAAUUGGGAUCCCUGCUUGCCUGCCGGAGUUGAGAUUUAUGCACUCAGGUUGCUAGUUUUCAGUUUCUUGUAACAACAGAAAAAUUAGACUAACCAAGAAUCUGUUUCGUGUAAAACUAGCUUAUGAGCAGGUUGGUCAUUCACAGUGAAAAUGGAUCUACUUGAUAACAAACAUACAAAUGCAUUUGCUUUUGCCUUUCACUUCAAAAAUCCUAUGCGCAGACUUGAACAUCAUCCCUUCCAUGCAGAUGAACCCCACAUACUGGAUGCAGUUCACCACAAUGUCCUUUUGUAAGACAUGUUCCCCAGCUGCAGGUGAGCAUCAGUUUGAUGCCCUCUGCAAAUAUGUUCCACCUGACAGACCUGCUGGCCUGUGAUAUAAUGUAGUAUAGCUUAGACGCUGCUUUAUUAAUGUCUCAUAGAAGGUAUUUAUUCCACAGUUUGGGACUGUGCCUUUUGUUAGUCAUGACCUUGGCGGAUGUCCCUUCUGUUGCAGAGAGAGGAUAUGAGUGAGGGCAUGCUCAGGGCGUGAUACACUUGGCAUUGGUGAGUGAUAAACCAGAAUUACUGAUUAAUUGGCAUGGUUUUGUCACUUUGAUUUCACGUUUCAGCAAGGUGUGAAAAUGAUGGGGAAGGGAGGGAGGCUAUUCUGUUGAUUGUUUUUUAGAAGUGAAGCCUGAGUGUUUGUUGGCCUUGUAUCUGCUCUAGUGAGUGAACACACACAGAAAAACCAAAAAACUUGGGACUCCUUUAUGAAUGAUUGAAAUUCCAGUCUUGCCUGGCACAAGAGUAAGUUUCACAUAAAGAACUGUCUCUGUGGAGGGUUUUUGAAAAGCAAUCAAAAAUCUGAAAGACUAAGAAAAAUUCUAAGAAUUGGAGAUGUGACAAACCACAAUGCCCAGCUUCAUCUUGGCACAGUUAGGAUAUGAGUCUGAUCCACAACAUGUACAGUCCUAGACAGAUUCCACAGCUGAUAUUCAAACACCCUUAUAAGCUCUCUGUGGGAGAAUGUGUCUGUACACACAGCCAUUUGGCCAUUUCACAGUGUUGCUCAUAAGCAGUGUGAACACACAUGUGUGGGGUUCUCUAGUUAAUUACAUUUAUAGUGGUGAUCGUGAGCUGACUUCUACAAGUGCAUAGGCCAUUUUUGAUUGUGAAAUACUAUCACAUGCAGACUUCACCUUCAUUUAAGCAAAGUAGUACUUUUAUCACCUUAUAUCUUCUUCUCAGCCUCUUUACUUCAAACAUAGAAUAUAGCCUCACUCAUUACUUAUGAUCCACACCGAGCCAUUAUAAUCACUUCUAGUGCAACUCGUCAUUUUCUUCUUACCUUCUGACCAAAUCAUUUUUUGUGCCAGUCAGACCAGGAGGUGAAUGUGUCCUGCUGUGUCUACAUAGAUUCAUUAAAUUCAGCUGGCUCUGAGGACUACAUAAAACCAUGUUGAAUAGGGUUAGACAUUUUAAAGGGGAAAACUUUCUGACUGUGAGAACUCCCCACAGUAGUGGCUUUUACCACAUCAGAAUGAUUCUGCCUCAGCCAUUUCGUACCCACAGAAUGUAACAUGGUCAGCAAGUAAGAUGUGGGAAGUUAAAAAAAAUAAAGUAAACCAAAAACCAGUGGAUGAAUCACAGCAAGAUGGGUUGAAUAGAGAAAGACGUAUUAGAAGCCUCUUGUAACUAGAACUGGGCAAUCUGACAUCCAUUUACCAAGAAGAGUCAUCUAACACCUACUGAUUCACUUGUUUUGCUGUAAGGUAAAUGCCUUGUACCAAAUGCCUUAUACCACGUGCAUACUUUUUUGGGUGUGCAGCUCUGAUACGGAAUGUAACCUAAAGUUGUUGCCAGCAGAUAGCUGAUACAUGAAAUAUCAGGCUUCCUCACAGCUGGUAACUGAGCCAUUGGUCACCUUGCCAAAACUACCACUGCGGUGACCUCUAUACAGACACAGCCAACAGACUGUAAAUUAAGCGGGAAGCUGAGUCAGUGAUAUUUGUAGCCAUGUUCUUUGUGGUUAUGAGUGAGUCUUCGCUCAUAUCAUUUUUGAAGGCUGGAGGAAGAGGUAUCAUGGUAAUUUUGAUAUGAAGUGACAACUCAGGCUGAGAUGUGGGAUAAAUAAGGAGAGUAUUUGUCAGAAGCUACUAAAAGCAUCUGGAAAGUUUAAGCAUUGCCUGAAUAUGAAGACCUAGAGAAAGAAAGGCAUGAGUCAGAUUGGCAGGAGGAGCCAUAUCUUACAUAUAUUAUGCUAUAAAAUGGAAAAAAAGAAGUGCUAAGAUUGGAGAGUAUAAAAAUGAAUUGGUAAUUAAUUUCUUGUGCAUGUGUUUUAAAUUUUCUGGAGACAAGAUGAAGGAGAAGAAAAGCAACCGAAACACAAAGUUCUCCCUUAAAAAGAUACAGUGAUAAGGCAAAAAAGUAGGUAGGAGAACACAAAGCACACUGGAAUUUUGCAAGAGAAUGGCUGUGGAUGGCACAUUGGAGAUCAUGGGAACCAAACUGAGGAUUGAUUGAAAGGUAUUUGGAAAAUUUGGCAUACCACCCUGAGGUCUAGCGUAUAGAAAUGAGGAUGGAUGUUGAAGGUUGUAAGUAAUUAAUUUAAACAUUCUGUGUACUGACCUUUGGGAUGAAAGCCAAGAGGGAGAAGAGGCAGAUAGAGGUGCUAGAGAGACAAAGUCGGGAGAUGUGAAAAAUUAAAGCAGGAUAAUGGAAGGAAGGGUUUAUUGUGCUUUCUUGUCCCCUUUGGAAAUUUAUAUUAUGGUUUCUAGCAGAGGUCAGUAUAAAGAAGGCUGGUUGCCACUGCCUUUGCUUGACUAAAGAAAGCUGGUUGCUGUUUCUUUUGCCUGGCUAUGAUUUGUGACUGUAAAACAUCACACACAAACAUGCUUUAGUUCUUUUCUUCAUUUAGAUCUUCUCUCCCGGAGGGCUAGUUUGUUUGUCUUCUCCCUCGGUGGUUUGCCACUGACGUGACAAACAGCACUCUAUGCGGGAGAAACACAAGCAUUAGAAACACAGAAAUUAGAGAUGGAAAAUUCCACUGCAAAAGAUCAACUAGCCCACUGUGCUUUGUAAGCCAAGGCAUAAACAAUAGUAUUGGACUUAUUUAAAAUACCACAAGAAGUGCCCCUGAGCAACUUCUCCACCAGGUGAUGGAUCUUAUAGCCUAAUCAUCGCAACAGUGCUCAUCCUAAUCUUUGUCAUUUUGUCCUGUUUUCUCGUUCUUCACAAUAGUAGUGCUCUCACUUUUGCAUACCUCAUUUGUUCCACUCUCAUGGUGCCUUAUUCCAACUCUAAUUUUCUCAGCUUUGCAUCUUAUACCUCAUGCACAGCACAACCAGCCAUGUUUAGCUCUUUCAGCUCACAGGACAGUGUCUCUAAAUCAGUACUUAAAACUUCUACUUUUAAAAUUCGAAUUCCUAUAUAUGUGCUAAUGUCUUUCUGAUGAGAUUUUUAGGACUGAAUGCAAUAUUCUAUUGGGGUAAAUGAGAACUGUUAGGUCAUGACCUGAACCAGUGAUUGAGUGCCUGUUGAAGGGGCAUUGCCAGCCCUGAAAGCACAGGUGCAAACAAUUUACUGAUAUGACUGGAAGGGUCCACCUGUGCAACUCAGGGUCUACUCUUCCCUGACCUCACUUAAGGGCUGUCAGCUGAGAGGGGAUCACUUCAGCUUGAAGACUACAUCCUGUAGAAGUUUCCAGUGAGCACUGAUCCUUGGAAAGGGAGCUCCUUCCUAAAGAUGCAGUUACAAGGGGGACCCACCUUCUUCCCAGCACAGUGGCAGCAAAUUUCUUCAGCUCCUUCUUUCAUUUCCUCCAGCUGAGUCCUUGGAUUUGAAGUCUUGUUGAUGCCUGUGAGGAUAGGUACCUGGGCCUUCAAGAGAAGAGGCUUUCUGAUAGAUCCACUCCACUCCGUUCAGGCCUAUGACUGGGGGUUUCACCAUAGCACCAUCCUUUGCUCUCCAGUUGCACAAGAUGGGUUCAUUCAGAAGGCCCCGACCUCGCUUCAUGAGCUCUCCAGUGCUCAGUGACCUGCCACGUUUCCAGGCAGCUCGGCAGGCCCUGCAGCUCAGCUCCAACUCAGCGUGGAACAGUGUUCAAACAGCAGUGAUAAAUGUGUUUAAAGGGGGAGGCUUGCAGAACAAUGAACUUUAUACCCUCAAUGAAAAUAUCAGGCGGCUGCUGAAGAGUGAACUGGGAUCCUUCAUCACCGAUUACUUUCAGAACCAGCUUCUUGCGAAAGGCUUGCUGUUCAUAGAGGAGAAGGUUAAGCUGUGUGAAGGUGAGGAUCGCAUUGACAUCCUGUCUGAAAUUUGGGAUCACUACUUUACAGAAACUCUUCCUACACUCCAGGCAAUAUUCUACCCAGUCCAGGGUCAGGAGUUGACCAUCCGUCAGAUUGCUCUUCUUGGCUUCAGGGACUUGGUCUUGCUAAAAGUGCACUUGGAAGAAAUUCUGCCUCUGGUCCAGACAAAGCUUCCAGCUUCCAUUGUCCAGAUGCUGUUAAUUCUACAGAGUGUCCAUGAGCCCGAUGGCCCCAGUGAGAGCUACCUACAGCUGGAAGAGUUGGUCAAGCAGGUGGUGUCACCAUACUUGGGUUUGUGUGAGGACCACAGCUUCUCUGGUAGCACCUGCUUGCUUGGUAAGACAUGCAGUAGCAUAUGGAAGCUCUUUCAAACACUUUGUGUGGUACUAAGGUUGGCUAAUAGGACACAGUGCACAUCUGUACAUUUAAGGUGAGACUUAUGCUUUCUGUCUGUAACAAACUCCCAGCCUGUAUGGUGCUGGGAUAGUGUGAAGUGUAACUGCCUGAGCUAUACUGAGUUUCCUAGCUAGCCUGGAUUCCUGCCAGCUGAGCAAAGUAUUGGUGUCAUAAAACCAAAAAUAAAAAUAAAAAAAAACACGUGAACUGGCGUUGUAAAGUUCAUGUGCCUUUUAAAUCAUUGUACUUCCUUUGGUUUUUAGCUGUCAUUUAUUUGUGUGUGUUUUCAAGGUGGCCUUUUGCCCCUGCUCCACCCUAUGCUGAGCAAGGAGAAGUAACUCUUCUUUGCAUUACACAGUGGAGACAAAAAGGGCAGCAUCUUUCUGCAAGUAAUCUUGUUGUUUUCAAAGUGCUUCUAUGGUGGUGGUUUCAUCUAAUAAUUGCUACUUUUCACCAGAUUUCUUUCUCUCUUCUGCCCUCCUUCUUUCUGUCACCUAUUUUACUUUCUUAGAGCCAGUGUUUUCUCUCACUAGGCAGCUGGUAGUGACACAGUCCCAGCAGGCUCCCUGCUAUACAGUGGCUCUGUGGUACCUUUCUGUUGGACUCUGGAUGUGCUUGAAUUUUCAAUAAGUGCUGUGGAGUCCAAACUACACUCUAGAACACAGCCCUCAAGUUGCAUUGGCGUUGAGAAAUGUAAUUGAGGAAGAUGAUGGUCACAGCUGCAUUCACAUAAGGCUUUGGCCUUCAAGGCUGCAGUAUGUUAAACUUGACUUAAGCUGAGAGGAGAGCAGCAGGAAUAGAUGUGAAAGAAAGAGAACAGAUCAGCUUUCGGAGGUGACUUGGGGAGGGCAACCUCUCCAGCCAAAGUGACAGAUCACAAAGUCUAGGUGGAGCAAGGGUAAGCAAUCCGCUUUGCACAGCCUGAUUUGGAUACCAGAUGCCGUGGCCUGUUUCAUUCUGAGCUCUGUAGUUUGCCCUGCUUUGUUAAAGCACAGUUACUUCAGCUGAAUUAUAUUUCUUUCACUGUGCUUGUUAUUCUCUUGUCCGCUCUUCUUGCUUCCUCUGUGUGAAUUCGCCACUACCUGCAUUGUAAGGACAGUGUGUGCCAAAGGGGUCCAGUUUUCUCAGAAAUAAUGUUUAAAUUAUUAAUACAGGGGAAAAAAAAUAUUCACGCUAUUCGCUCUGUGUACUGAACCUAGCGUCACUGCUGAACUGAGUUUGCCUCCAAAAUAAUCCCUUAAAAGCUCUUCCCAGUUUAUGUUUCUGACUGUAGCACAGCAAAUCAGAACUUUUUGGUUUUAGUUAAACUAUGCAUGAUGGUUCCUUUAAGAGAGCUUCUUUUCUGGCUGUUGGUAACAGACCAUCCAUUAUAGGUGAAGUGACCUUCUUUCCACUUGAAGCCCAUGAGAACACACAAGCUAAUCUUUGAGUUCUCAUCCGGCUCUUUUGUCUUCCAUGCCAUGAUGUGGUUGUGGUUCAGCCGCUGCGCGUGCUGGAUCAUAGCUCUGCGCAAUGGGGUUUGGAAACAUUAAACUGAGAUGCCUUUCUCCAUAGAGGACUACUCCAAGUAGGAUUUCAAAUGGGAAGGGUCAUAGGAAAAGGUCGCAGUGUUUUAUUUCAGCACUCUGCUGCUUUGUUCUUCUCCCUGUCUCAGAUUUUGUCUUUCUGGAUGGAUUUCUGUGCAUUACAGUUCUUAUGGCAACUUGAUGCGGUGUAUAUGUAGCAUUGUUACUGUGUUCCAGUGGUGAGGCAGUGUCCUGCUGCAUGAGAAGAUAAGCACAACACCUAGGGAGAGACAAAGGAUAGGUGGCUUGCAGAAAACAGACUGCAGUCUGAUGCUCCUUAGCCAUCAGUUCACAGCUGGAGGUUAUGCAAGAGUUGCAGACUGUUCUUAAUUUCCCAGAGGACUGUGGUUGCUUGAUAGAGCAAAGGGGGGAAAGUAAAGCAAUAAAUGUAUGCUCAGAGUUCAUCCUAACUUUUUUUUCCUGACUGCCAUAAAUAAUUUUACUUCAGUUUCACAGCAAUCAUCUGUGGAUGGUCAUCCCUCACUUGAAGAGAGGAAACUGGGAUCAAUUCUCUACAUUUCUCUGUUUCGGUACCUGACCAGUGAUGUGUUACCUAUUUCUACAACAAACCUGAAAACCUCCACUGAAGAAAGAUCCACAACUUUUCUGUGUGAUUACUUGCAGCCCUUAUUCUUGGCAUUAGAUUGCAUUGCUUAAUGUCUUUAGAAUGUCUGCUGCUUCUGUGGGGAGAAAAUAAGUGCAAGACCUCUUGUUGCUUGCCCAGUUAUCCAAUCUAUAUUUAAUAGGUACAGCUUCAGGCUAAAUAUUUGGUGGCAAGAGAAGGAAGAAUUCUGUCUUCUUCCAUUGAGUCCUACCAACUAUGCUGUCUGUUUCCAACAUGUUUCUGUGGAAUCUCAUCAAUUUCACUGUGACAGCCGGAGACAGGGCCAUCCCCCAGUGCUGUAAAAUCAGAUAACACCCAUGGCUGAGAUAAAAUUUCAGCCCUCUGGCCUUUAACUUAUUUCAUGCUCCCAUCACCUUCCUCCUCUCCCCUCUGUCCUAACUUCUGUGGAAUUUUAUGGUCAGAGUUUGACUCUGACAAAGGUCUGGGUUAUCAAACAUGCUGAGAUACUUAACCAGCUGUGUUUCUAAGUCCACCAGUGAAAUGCUGCCAAUAUCUUGUUCCUAGUGCUUCUGCUGAGCUGUGCGUCAAGAGCUAUGCAGGGAGCUGCCUUCUGGAUAGUGAACAGCUUGGAGCCUGGAUCCAAGCAGAAGCCACUGAAGUGUCAGAAUAGAUAUUCACAAACUUCAGGUUCUUCACUGGGGAGGUCUGGUUGUACUCUUUCAAAUUAAAUGUUUGGAAAGCAUAGGUGCGGGAAGUGCUUUUCCUCAGGUAAAUGAAGUGUUUGGCUAAUGUGUCAGCAAAGAGCUUUGCAUCAUAUUUUAGUAGAAGUGGAGAUUAAAAUCUGGCUCCUGUAAUGCACAAGUGACCUGAGUGUCUCCUUCAGAAAUAGAAAUAAUGACUUGAGAGCUCUGCCUACUUAACAUAGAAUCCAUCAUAGAAUCAUAGAAUUGCUCAGGUUGGAAGAGACCUUAAAGAUCAUCAAGUCCAACCACAACCUAACCAUAGUACCCUAAAAUGUGUGGGUGACAGUGCCUUCAGGGGAGCUGGAGGGGUGUUUCAGGUCCCUGCAAUGUGUUGGGGAGCACACUUGAAUCUUGGAGGUUGGCAAUGUGUGGUUGUUUCUAAUCUAUUUGAGGUAUCUAACCAUCACUUCAGAUACAAACCCUUUUCUAACAUUAAAAGAGAGACUUGCCUUGCCAAGAAAGCUCUCUAAAUACUACCCUUUUCUCUUCUCUAGCAACUGACAUUCCUGACUGGCCAAAGCAAAUUUCAACUGCUGAUCCCUUUCUUAGACAAAUCUUCCCACAACUCAUUUCUUCUUCAUAAUGGCAGGCACUGCUCUGCUAAUUGCUGUAGUAUUUAGGACAUUGUAUUUAAUGGACACUCAAGAGUUCUAGAGGUAUGAUCUAAGGCUAGUGGAGUAGGGAAUCAGAGGGAACUGGAACAUGAACUUCUGGAUUAUUCUUAAUUUCUAAAAUAGCAUUUGCUUGGCUCCUUUUUAGCAUCUGCCUUUGCCAUUCUCUGUCUCAAUCGUUUGACUAUAGCAGAAUAGAAGGGAAGAGGAAGAGGUAAAGCUUAGUUUUCCCUGAUUUAAAACAUGCACUAGGAAUAAACUUUGAUUGACAUCAGAAGCCAUGAGAGCAUGGGUCUGUGUGCAGUGUGGAUGCACGCACACUGGAAACUGACUGUGUGAUUUGGGUGAGCUGUGGCUGUGCAGUGGCAGUUUGGGCCCCAGCUCACAUUGGAUGCACGUCUGCCCUGUCUGUGGACGUUGUGCAAUCUGAUCUCUGCUUAGUUCUGGGCUGAGAUGAAGUGUGUCUUCUGUCUUUGGGGUU
Molecule: messenger RNA, 11759 nt
Organism: Coturnix japonica (Japanese quail)
Lineage: Eukaryota; Metazoa; Chordata; Aves; Galliformes; Phasianidae
Source: RefSeq, a predicted model, not a curated record